Molecule: messenger RNA, 717 nt
Organism: Lactuca saligna
Lineage: Eukaryota; Viridiplantae; Streptophyta; Magnoliopsida; Asterales; Asteraceae
Source: the annotation of a GenBank genome assembly
AUGGGGGUAAACUUCCAAGACAGCCACAUACGAUUCUUAGAGCUUGUGAGUCAUGUAACAAAACCAAAGAGAAGUUUUGGAAGAAAUUUGAAUUUGUAUGAAUGGCUUAGACUUAACAAGAAGAAGCCAUUUCCCUUGGAGUUUGAUAUCACGGGGAGACUAUAUACGGUCGUUGGAGAUAACUAUCAGGUUUAUAUACGCUUGGUCUCGAAUGAGGUUGCAAAGAAUGUCCCCUUUCACUAUGUCCCUGAAGAUUAUAAAAAGAAAAAUCUAUCCCACCUUACAUAUUAUUUCCGUGACACGCCUCAUUGGAAUAACAUUGUGCAAGGAAUUGACGCAGAUUUCAAAGCAAGUUACAGGCGCCGCAAAUCUAAGACAGAAUGUCUCAAACAUUCACUUGGAGAAAGAAGCAAUCAUACAAGAGGUAUCGGAAGAAAAGUGAAAAAUAUAGCACCAUAUUAUGUGCCAAGUACAUCAACCAAUGCCCAAAACUUCAAUGCAUUUGCUCAAGAGUUGACUCAACAAUUUACCGAACAAAUGCUUCAAAUGUUCUUAUCUCAAAAUCCAAACACCCAACCACCACAAUUUCAAAUUACUUUUGAUCCUUCCCGACUACAAGUUCCAAACGUUCAUGAUGUCGAUGAAGAAGAUGAAGAAAAUCAAAGAUAUGAAAAUGAAGAUGAUGAAAAUGAAGAAGAUGAUGUAAACGAAGAAUGA